Messenger RNA from Pelodiscus sinensis (Chinese soft-shelled turtle), 1212 nucleotides. RefSeq names its product taste receptor type 2 member 40-like. Gene Ontology annotation, cellular component: membrane. Gene Ontology annotation, molecular function: G protein-coupled receptor activity; bitter taste receptor activity. The record is from RefSeq and is a predicted model, not a curated record. Gene Ontology annotation, biological process: detection of chemical stimulus involved in sensory perception of bitter taste; G protein-coupled receptor signaling pathway; sensory perception of taste. NCBI's taxonomy places the organism in Eukaryota, Metazoa, Chordata, Testudines, Trionychidae.
UUCAAAAUAAAAAUGCAAAUAUUAAUGAGUGAUAUUGAUACGUUGUAAGAGAAUACUCCACACAUUUACAUUCCUGGUUAAGCAGAUGCUUCAUUAUGAAGAGACAUAGCUCUGCAGGAUUUUGUCCCAACUAUAAAAAGCUGUAUUUGCUAUUGGUGAUACAGAGACAAAGGAUGCCAACAUGCCUGCAGUAGAAGUUGCAUGACAAAUGCUUGUUUCAGAGUGAAAACUUUCUUAAAGAAUGGGAGACAAUGAUUAUGACAUUGAACAAGAGGAUGACAUCACCGUACCAACCAUAAUUAUGCUGGUAAUCUUAGUAGCUGAGGAUUUUGUCGGGAUGUGGAUAAAUUCCUUCAUUGUGGCCAUCAAUUGCUUUGAACGUAUCAAACACAGGGGCCUGUACUCAAGUGACAAUAUCUUGACUGUUGUGGCAUUCUCAAGAUUUUGCGUCUUGCUCAAAACAACCUUACAGACUUUUUGCUCAAUAUUUUACCUAGAGAUCUAUUACAUGGACACCGUGUUCCAAGCCUUCCGAGCUGUGACCUGGUUUCUGAACUCUUCCAAUCAAUGGUUUGCUGCUUGCUUGGGUGUAUUUUACUGUGUGAAAAUUGCAAACUUCAGCCACCCCCUUUUCAUCUCUCUAAAAUUCAGAAUCUCCAGAUUGGUGCCAUGGUUGCUUCUGGUUUCUGUGCUUUUUUCCUUGUUCAGCAGCCUUCCUUUCCUUAAUACUCCUUACAAAAUACGGUAUAAUAAUUUCAACUCCAGCCUUCGAGGGGUUUAUUACACUGUGAAGAAUGUCACAGUGGAAACGUCUGUUUCUCACGUACUUUUUAUCUGUGGCACUGGAUUUUCCGCAGCGUUCACCAUAUUCAUCAUUUCAGCCUUUCUCUUGCUGUUCUCUCUCUGGAGACACACCCGGCGGAUGCAAAACAACUCCAGCUGUUUUAGGAGCCCUUGCGUGGAGGCCCAUAUUCAAGCCAUGAAAGCCAUCAUGUCGUUCUUCCUCAUCAAUGUUGUUAACUUCAUAGCUUUGCUGAUCUUGUUAACAAAUACACUUGAAGAAACCUCUCUUAUGGGCAUUGCCUGUACAAUCAUCAUAGAUGCUUGUCCAUCAGUACAUUCCAUUGUCUUGAUUCUGAGCAAUCCCAAACUGAAGACCACAUUGAUUAAAGUUCUGCAUUAUGCAAAGUGCAAGGGGUGAGGAGGAGAAGG